GUUAAAUUUGAUUCACAAUCAAGAGUGACAAUUAGAUGAAUCAUUUCUGAGUAUAUAAAGUGAAAUUGAUUGUUUGAUUAAAAUCAGAAAACGAUCAGAUCUUGAUCAGUAAACAAUCAACAAACAAUAAGUGUAACAAUCAUCAUCAGUUUUGAUUUAAAGUGAUUCGUGAAACUUAAUCAACAAUUUACUGGAUUAGUAAUCAUCAUGUUUAAGUUUAUCUGUCUUAUAUUAACAAUUACGUUCACAAUUGGCUAUUGUGAUAACAAUCAAGAUGCUAAUCAAGCCUUAACCGCCUUGGCCACUGGUCCUAAGCCAAUUUCUCAGCUUCGAGUUGUUGAUUAUGAAUUAAAAUCAGCUGCUUGUCAUCAUCAUCAAAAAGCCCAAGAACAUCAUCAUCAUCAUCAUCAUCAUCAUGGAAAACAACAGGCUCAUCAUCACCAUCAUCAUGGGCACAAGCAUGGACACGAUCAUGGUCAUCAUCAUCAUCAUGGUCAUCAACAUGGUCAUCACCAUGGUCAUAAACACGAGCACAAACACGGACACAAACAUGACCAUAAACAUGGACAUCAACAUAAUCACGGUCACGGUCACGAACACGGACACAAACAUAAGCAUGGACAUCAACACAGUCAUGGUCAUCAUCAUGGUCAUCAACAUGGUCACAAACACAAACACGGACAUCAUCAUGGUCAUCAUCAUGGACACAAACAUGGUCACCAUCAUGGACAUGAACAUCAUCAUGGUCAUGGACACAAACACUCUGAGCACCACAAACACUCUGGAUGGCAUUCACAUUCCCACCAUGGUUGGCACGGACAUCAACAUGGUCAUAGCCAUGGUCAUGGACAUGGACAUGGACACGGCCACGGACACGGACAUGGUCAUCAUGCCCAUGGUUGGUCAUCAACCGGAUACUCAAGCCCAAUUCAUGGUUUUUCAUCAAACGAUUUCGGUAAUAAUAAUCAUCAUCAAGGUUCACCAAUGGUUCAACAAGGUCACUUUUUCGCUCGAGAUGGUUUAAUGAUGGGUAAUCCAAUGGGUCCUCCACCUGCACCACCUUCAUAUGGUCAAUCUAUGGACGGACAACUUGUUGAUUUCAGUGGCCCACCCGCCGGUAUGGUUGAAUCAGCUGCACCUCAACCACCGCCAUCUCAAGGUUCUGAUGGUCCAGGUUAUCAAGUGAUCGGCUCUGCCACCCAAACAAAAUCAGCUGAGCAACAAGCUACCAUGAGCUUUAAUGACUUCGAGAAUGCAAAGGUCGCUGCUGAAUCGUUGUUCAACCAAAUGAAUUGAUCAACAAUUUAAACCAAUUGACUGAGAAAAACACAACAAAUUGUAUAAAAUGUAAACCAAAUCCCCCAAUUGUAUAGAUAAUCAACUGCUGUGCGGAAUCAUCAUGUAAAUUUUUCCCUCGAUAUUUAUUAUAUUUAUUCACAUAUCAAAUUAGUAACAAAAAUUAAUUGUAAAUUAAUUGUUAAUAACAAAUAAACUACAACAAACUCUCAA
Molecule: messenger RNA, 1509 nt
Organism: Panonychus citri (citrus red mite)
Lineage: Eukaryota; Metazoa; Arthropoda; Arachnida; Trombidiformes; Tetranychidae
Product: histidine-rich glycoprotein-like
Exons: 7
Coding region: 208-1296 (362 amino acids)
Source: RefSeq, a predicted model, not a curated record